Molecule: messenger RNA, 1682 nt
Organism: Fundulus heteroclitus (mummichog)
Lineage: Eukaryota; Metazoa; Chordata; Actinopteri; Cyprinodontiformes; Fundulidae
Gene: gpatch3
Product: G patch domain containing 3
Exons: 7
Coding region: 57-1604 (515 amino acids)
Biological process (GO): negative regulation of RIG-I signaling pathway; negative regulation of type I interferon production; positive regulation of DNA-templated transcription
Molecular function (GO): nucleic acid binding
Source: RefSeq, a predicted model, not a curated record
AGCCGCUACUGUAGCGGAAGUGACGUUCCCGUCUCCGCUGGCCAACGUAAACAAUCAUGGCGGACUGUGAAGCGGAGCGUCCCGUGUACCUAGUUAUCGGGAACAUUCCCGCGGCCUUCCACUCGGCGGACCUGAGGAACUUCUUCAGCCAGUUCAUAGAGAGCGGCGGCUUCCUCUGCUUCCACUACCGACACCGACCCGAGGUCCGGAGACAACCCGAGGGCUCCGCCGAACCCCCGCUGGGCGAAGACGGACGGGCCGCCGGCCCCGCUUCCCCGGCGGAACCCGGCGACUCGGCGCGGGCCAGCUGCGCGUUGAAGACGGCGGGGAAGACGUGCUGCUGCGUGGUCUCGGUCCACGCUGAGCACGCCGACAGGUUCGUCCGGAUGUACGCGGGGAACCACUGGGUGGACUCGAAGGGCAGCUGGCUGGCCCGACGCUGCGUCAUCAGGAGAAUAAGGGUCUCGCGUGACGAAGAUGAAGGCUCCUUCCCUUACAAAACCAAGCAGGAGCAGCGGCACCGCGUCUCCCUCACUGAGCACUUCACCCAGGCCGACCUGCACAGCCUGCCGGAGCUCAACCCGCCCGCUCUCAUGCAGAGCGGCAACGUGGGCACGCCCAUCAAAGUCUUCCUCCAGCUCAUCCAGUCCUGUCGCCUGCCUCCGCGCCUCAUCCGGAAGCUGGGCCUCACUUUCCCCAAGACCGGCUCCUGCCGUCGCUACGGAAACGUACCCUUCCAGUACCGCAACACGCGCGUCCUUCCUGCCACAGAGGAGACCGUGUUAACAGCCGCCGGGCACGAGAUCUCAGGGCCGGGCUCCUUCGCCGCUCCUACCCUAUGGCCGAGGCCGCCGGCUGCUGAUGCCCCCGCGGCGGAGGCUGGCGAUGCGCAGAGCGACGCGGAACGGGAGGAUGUGCAGUCAGAGGCGGACGACGACGACGACUGGUGUGAAGAGUGGGAACGCCACGAGGCGCUGCACGAUGACGUGACGAGCCAGGAGCGAAGCAAGGAGAGGCUAUAUGAGGAGGAGAUCGAGCUGAAGUGGGAAAAAGGAGGUUCUGGUCUGGUUUUCUACACCGACGCUCAGUACUGGCAGGAGGAAGAGGGAGAUUUUGAUGAGCAAACGGCAGACGACUGGGAUGUUGACAUGAGCGUUUACUACGAUAAAGAUGGAGGCGACAUGGACGCUCGCGACUACAUAAAAAUGCGCCUUGAAAAGAGGCUGAGGGAUGGCACUGAAGACGCAUCAGGCCACAAUCAGGCUAUCGGCAGCUUUGAGAGGUUCACUAAAGGCUUUGGCCGACGCGUGAUGGAGAAGCAGGGCUGGAGGGACGGCGAAGGGCUGGGAAGCAGCCAGGUUGGGAUUCCUGAAGCGCUGGAGAACGACGGCCAACAUCCACGCUGCAAAAGAGGCUUUGGGUAUCAUGGAGAAAGGCUGGUGCUACAUCCUGUAAAGAAGGCCAGAACAGAUUUUCUUAUCAGCACCGUGUACGAUAAACCCAAAGACAUAGAUAAAGGUGACACCUUACUGAGACGCCAACCCAGCACCAGCAUGAAGUACAGAGGCUGGCAGCCAGGUGGCAGCAUUGGACCAAAAAGAUGACAUCCUGCUCCAUCCGCAAAACAUCUACCUCCGUUUUAUUUAUUGAAUUUUGGUAUUAAAACUUUUGAAAUCAUUUAA